AUGUCAAAACCAUUGGUUGAGUGUGUACCAAAUUUCUCAGAGGGUAGAGACCCAAAGAUUAUUGAGGCAAUCACAAAUGCCAUCAAAGAAACACCGGGAUGUACUUUGUUGGAUGUCGACCCAGGUAAAUCAACAAAUAGAACUGUUGUAACCUUUGUUGGUGAUACUACAGCUAUUGUAAACGGUGCUUUCAAUGCUACAAAGGUUGCAUUCCUAUUGAUCGAUAUGACCAAACAUCAAGGUGCUCAUCCACGUAUGGGUGCAUUGGAUGUUUGUCCAUUUGUACCAGUUCGUGAUGUUACCAUGGAAGAUUGUAUCGAGUGUGCCAAACAAUUUGGAAAGCGUUGUGCUGACGAGUUGGGAUUACCAAUUUUCUUGUAUGAAGAAGCAUCGAAUCGUGAUUACAGAAAGCAAUUGAAACAAAUCAGAAACGGUGAAUACGAAGGUCUCGAGGAGAAAUUGAAGGAUCCAAAGUGGGCACCAGAUUUCGGACCUGCAAAAUUCAUCCCAAGCUACGGUGCAUCGGUUACUGGUGCUCGUAACUUUUUGAUUGCUUACAAUGUCAAUGUUCUUGGUACAAAGGAACAGGCACAUCGUAUUGCAUUGAAUGUCCGUGAAGCAGGUCGUUCCGAGAAGGAGCCAGGUCGUUUAAAGAUGGUCAAGGGUAUUGGAUGGUAUGUCGAUGAAUACAACAUGGCACAAGUCUCAAUGAAUCUCGAUAACUACAAGGUGACCGCCGUUCACACCGUCUUUGAAGAGUGUUCAAAGGAUGCCCGUGAGCUGAACCUCGCCGUUACCGGUUCGGAAAUCGUUGGACUCGUUCCAUUGGAUGCUAUCUUGAUGGCCGCUGACUAUUAUAUUAAACAGGAGAACUUGUUCAUCAUCGAUGAAGGUCAAAAGGUUAGACUUGCCAUCAACCGUCUCGGCUUGAGCGCGUGCAGUCCGUUCGACCCAAAGAAGCGUAUCAUUGACUACAUGGUACAGGAAGACUUAAAGGUAGCUGAACCAUUGGCAUCAAUGACCGUUCGUUCCUUCAUUGAGAUCGUUGGUGCACGUACUACCGCUCCAGGUGGUGGUAGUGUUGCAGCAAACAUUGCUGCUCUUGGAUCUGCUCUUGGUGCCAUGGCUGGUUGGAUGACCUACGGUAAAAAGAAGUUUGAAGAUCUCGACUCCACCAUGAGAGAAUUAAUUCCACCAUUAGAUAAUUUACAAAAUAUACAAACGUUUGUUAAUAUUUCACUUCAAAUGCUAUUAUUAAAAAGGGCAAUGAAAGAUUUGAUUCCAAUGAUUGAUGCAGAUACUAAAGGAUUCAAUGAAUAUGUUGAAUCGAUGUCUGUCAAGGGACCACAAAGAGAUCAAGCCGUGUUGAAUGCACUCAAGAAGGUUGUCAAUAUUCCAUUGAAUACAAUGAGAAUCUCCAAUAGCAUUUGGCCAACAAUGUUAAAGAUGGCAGAGUGUUGUAAUAUCAACUCCAAGUCUGAUUUCGAUAUCGGUGUCAAGGCAUUGGAGCUAGGAGUCUGGGGUGCAUUGCAAAAUGUAAAUAUCAAUCUCGUCGAUAUGAAAGAUGAAAAGUUCAAGGCUGAAGUGCAAGCCGAGUGCAAAGUCAUCUGGGAGAACACUGUAAAGUGCUCAGAGAAAGCCCUUGCUAUUACCAAUAGUAGAUCAUCAUAA
Heterostelium album PN500 is the source of this 1671-nucleotide messenger RNA. RefSeq names its product formimidoyltransferase-cyclodeaminase (gene ftcd). The transcript has 3 exons. Lineage: Eukaryota; Evosea; Eumycetozoa; Acytosteliales; Acytosteliaceae. Gene Ontology annotation, molecular function: folic acid binding; transferase activity. The record is from RefSeq and is a predicted model, not a curated record. Bases 1 to 1671 code for a protein of 556 amino acids.